GUCGAACUAAUUCACUAAUAUGAUGUGUGUGUGUGUUGGUGUUACGAUAAGCUUCUGUGAUCAAAUACUAGCCGGCAAAAAAUUUUGGGAUGCUUGGUUCAGGCGGAUGAAAAAAUGGGGGAGAAAGUUGACAGGUAGAAGGCAACAUAAUCCAGUAGAAGAAAGACAUGGAAAUGAAGAAGGCCACUACCAACCACAGCAACAGAGUUACUACAGUAGCCGACGAAGAAGAAGAAGUAGCAGGGUAAAAAGAAUACGGUGGGACAGUAAAAUUGCUGAACAGGAAAACGAAGAAGAAAGUGAGUCCACAAAUAACUUACCCGACUACAACGAAAACAAAAGUCAGCAAAGUUUAUUGUAGAUUUAUGCUUCAUUUCACAUUUUAGACGACGCAACUAACCCCUUGUUUGAAGAUGAAGAGCGAAUUGCACAACAUACUAUUUGAAUAUGGAAAAAAAGCGAAUAAUCGGGAUAAAACAACUCAGAAUGGCAUCAUGAUUAUUUUUAUUAUAUUGAAUUUGUUUUUAUCAGAAUAUAUGUAUAUAC
Messenger RNA from Styela clava, 546 nucleotides. The record is from RefSeq and is a predicted model, not a curated record. Lineage: Eukaryota; Metazoa; Chordata; Ascidiacea; Stolidobranchia; Styelidae.